ACUUCGAAGCUCAUGCGGGUCAAUGUGGCAAGAGUUUGGGAGGACUCGGAUUAUGAAAAAGUGAAAAAUCUUUGUGAGGAUAGUGAAGGAUGGGUAGAAGUUUACAAGAAGAAGGAUAUCACAAUAUGCACUCAGAAUAUCGAGAAAAGUAGUUAUCAAAUGAUUAAGGCUAUUGCACAACUUCCAGAUGUUUCUGCAACAGUUGUCUAUGAUGUGUUACAUGAUUCAGCUUAUCGAGCAAAAUGGGACAAGUACAUGAUAAAACAAGAGACGAUUGGUACAAUUAAUCCAAAUAAUGAUGUUUGCUAUUAUUCAUUAAACUCUGUAUCACCAAUCCGCCCACGCGAUUUCGUAAUGCAACGAAGCUGGCUGGAAACCGACAAAGACCGUCUAAUCUGCUCACAUUCGGUAUGCCACGAAGACUAUCCACCGGCAAAAGGAUGUAUUCGAGCCACGGUGCUCAUUUCCGGAUACCUAAUCAAAGAAAAAGAGCAAGGAUGUGAAGUUAUCUAUAUAAGUCAUUCGGAUCCAAAGGGAAAACUUCCCACGUGGCUUGUGAACAGAGUUACGAAGGUGGUGGCGCCGAAGGUUAUAAAGAAGUUGCACAAGGCAUGUUUGGGAUAUCCAGAGUGGAAGGAGAAACAUCAUCCUACGUGGAAACCGUGGAGUGUACCGGAGCAACAGAUGGAUUUGCCACGUGUCGAUUUGCUGAAAUGUCAGCCAAAAGAUUAUGAACAGGAAAUAAUUGACGAAUCGAAUUUAUCGGCGAUGAGCAUAAGCACCAAGGAUGACGAAGACGAGGAUUCUUUGAAAAACUGAUUUUUUUAAAAAUUUUCUUUAAAUUUAUUGAUUUUCACUCUUUUUUAUUGAUUUAUUGAUUUUUUCCUUACAAUUUUAAUUGCUACAGUAAUCUUAAAGGCGCAUAUCCCAAACACAUGCUUUCACUGCGAGACCAAGCUUAUACAAAAACGAUGCCCCCCUUUAAAGUUGCUACGGUAGCCAUUUUUUUUAAAUGUUUUUUGUUAGUCUUGGAUUAGAUUUAAAUCGAUUUCUGUGAUGAUUUUUUGCCGAAAAUUAAAAAUUAAACAUAUAAUUGGACAUAUUCAUUUAUUAAUCGGUGAGAAUAAAUAUUGAAACAAUAAA
This is a messenger RNA of Caenorhabditis elegans, 1143 nucleotides long. RefSeq names its product START domain-containing protein 10 (gene strt-10). Gene Ontology annotation, molecular function: lipid binding. The record is from RefSeq and is marked reviewed. The coding region runs from base 13 to 819 and encodes 268 amino acids. NCBI's taxonomy places the organism in Eukaryota, Metazoa, Nematoda, Chromadorea, Rhabditida, Rhabditidae. The transcript is spliced from 4 exons. Gene Ontology annotation, cellular component: membrane; cytoplasm; motile cilium.